Trichosurus vulpecula (common brushtail) is the source of this 1217-nucleotide messenger RNA. RefSeq lists its product as uncharacterized. Gene Ontology annotation, biological process: intracellular transport. Lineage: Eukaryota; Metazoa; Chordata; Mammalia; Diprotodontia; Phalangeridae. Gene Ontology annotation, molecular function: clathrin binding. Gene Ontology annotation, cellular component: trans-Golgi network membrane; AP-1 adaptor complex. The record is from RefSeq and is a predicted model, not a curated record.
CUGGGCAACGACCGAGCCGCGGCGGCUGCGGCUCCUUCCUUGGAGGCAAAGGAAGAAGUGAAUGGCCCCCGGGACGCUCCGCGCUCGCUUCUUCGGCCCCAGUCGGGUUUGGUGUUUCUGUUUGUUUGUUGUUUUAAUUCCCCCGAAGAAUCCCCUCGCUGAAGAUGCAGGACCAGCGCCCCGGAGGCCAGGAGCUCUCCAGGGGGGCCUCCCUCGGCGACCUGGUGGAGGCGGUGGGGGCUUCGGUCCGCGAGCCCCCCGAAGGGAACGCGGGAGCUUAUGGACCCGGGGGCAGGGGCUGCGAUGAGGGGGCGGCCCCCCCUGGGCCGCAGCGUUUGGAGAGCAGAGCUCGGAGUGCGGCGGGAUCGGCCCCCGCCUGGGACCCUGGCACCCCGGACGGCGGCGGCUGGCCUUUGGCAGAGCACAACAGCUCCUGGGGGGACUUCGAGGGCUUCAGCGAGGCUGCGGACAAGUCCGACACCUUCAGCAGCCUGGACGUUCUGGAGCGCUGGGCUGCCCCGGGGGCGCGGGAAAGGGAUCCGGACUUAAAUGAUGCGCCCCCAACCUCCUGUGGCUGCCUGCAGCCUGACAGCUUACCCAGGGUGAGCGAAGCUGCUGCGGCUGCACACAUUCAGGCCAAUCUCAGCUAUGAGAAUAUUUUUAAGCUUGUCUUUCAAGAAGUACCAGUACAACAAAUGACUGAGGAUAUUUGCACCUUACACCAUUUUCUAGAAAAACAUAAUGAAGAAAAUACUAGUUGCAAACCUGUAAAGAAGCAAUUUUGCUCUGAGUCCCGAAAACUGUGGAGGAUUCUCCAAGAUGAAGAUGGCACAUCAACUUCAAAAUGCCUCUGGAGUAAAUCUCAUUGCCAAGACAAUUUCUUACUUGUUCUUGGAAUAGAUGCUGCUCAAAAAGAUCUUUCAGGAGGUAAGAAUGAUGUUCUGGAAGAUUCUAACCUGAAAGAGACUGAAGAGUUAGCAGAAGUAAAUGGCUUUAAUCUUAAUAAUUGCAAGGCACUAAUUCAAACCAAGCUCUCUGGAUCCUCAGCUCCCCGACACAGCAGCCUGUUUAUGUACAACUUGUUUUUGAAGAAGACUCCUUCCAGUGGAAAUAUGCAAUACAUAACAAUUCCAAGAAAGAAAAACUUUUUACUGCCCGGAAUCUAAAAUGAAACUUUUUAAUAGUGAUGUUUGCUAAAGAAAAUACUUUUUAUCUUU